UGUACUCUAUUUUACAUUUUCUCAUAAAAAUUUACAACUUAUUUUAUUGCAAUUAAAAUAAGUGAAUUUAACUCAACAUUCGUCCAAUCAACGAAAGUAAUAAUUAUUAUGACCCUCCCAGAUUCCCUAUCUGCUAAAGAUAAAGAUUCGUUUGCAUAUGUUAUAAUAAAAUAUCGAUUACCCACUAUUUUGGGUCAGGUUAUAAAUUUUGUGAACCGAAGUAACAAAGAUUUUAGGAGCAAAUAUGGAAUUGAAGCUGAAAAGGAUAUUGAGGAAAUAAAUGGUGGACUUUUAAAAUUAAAUUAUGAAUUACGAAAUAAUAAGGCUAUUGAAAAAUUUAGAAGCGAUAAAAAUGACAUCGACUUUUGGAAUAAGGAAUUUGAAAGAUUAUUGAAGAAUAACUCAAAUAUUACUUGGUAUGAAAGUCCUAGUUUAUUUGUCGAAUCUUAUAUGUACAGGAAUAUCAAUGAAAUAUUUUAUAAAAGCAAGUAUUUACAAGACUUUGAUCCAUUUUCUGAAUCAAAAGAUAAAUCCUUUAAAAAUUCAAUUAAUGGCAUAUAUGCAUUAUGUAAAUAUAUAAAAAUGUUAGAGGAAAUAGGAUGGGAAAACAUAGAGUUGCAGGAAAUAUUUAAUAAAAUAUUGAAAAUUUCAUUAUGGGGUAAUAAAUUUGAUUUGUUUUUAUCAAAUAUGAAUGUCCCACAAGUUAGUGAUAAUCUUUUGACCAAAUUACAUACAUAUGAUCAACAUAUAAUAUGUGAUGAUUCUCAACAAAUAUUUGAAUAUCUUAUCAAAACAAAGAAUGAAACAUAUAAUAAUAUUUUAAAUGAGAAGGGUAGCCAUGUUAUAAACCAUUCUAAUAUUAGAAUAAUCAAUUUAAUCAUUGAUAACUCAGGAUUUGAAUUAUUUACUGACCUUGUCUUAGUUUAUUUUUUAUUAAAGACAAAUCUUGCAGACAAAAUACUAAUAAGAGGCAAGAAUAUGCCUUGGUUUGUGUCUGACGCAACUGCAAAAGAUCUGAAAAGUCUUUUGACAUGGUUAUUAUAUCCAUAUCACAAUAAAGAAAAUAAUUGUAUAUAUAAUGAUAGAUAUGUAAGUGAAAUUUCAAAUGAUUGUGAUAUUAAUCUGUCAGACAAAGAAAAUAAUAGUCAAUUGCCAAAAACAAAUAAUACCCAAGAAUUAGAUAAUAAUAUGAAUUAUUAUGGAGUAUGGUUUGCUCAGGAAAUUUUAAAAUUAAUGGGAAACCUUCUAGAUACACCUGAAAAAGAAACAGUUAAUAACUCAAAACCUAGCCUAAUAUACAUUGAUAAUAUGUAUUGGACAUUGCCUAAUGAUUAUGAUGCAAUGAUAGAACUUGAUCCAAAAUUAUAUGAAGAACUUUCCAAAUCACUUUUGAUAAUUUUUAAAGGUGAUUUAAAUUUCAGGAAACUGGUUGGAGAUUUGAAAUGGGAACCACAAACCCCAUUUAAAGACUCCCUAAGGCGUUUUACCCCAGCUCCUUUAGUUACUCUAAGAACUGUUAAAAGUGAUACGAUUGUUGGUUUAUCACCUGAAAAUAUAAAAAUACCUAUUUUAAUUUAUCCUAAAAAUUGGAAGUUUAUUGGUGAUUAUGCUACCAUAUAUUUUAACCAUUAAUCACUGAUUGAUAAUAUUUACUGAUUUUUUUACCUCUUUCCCCUCUCAUCUCUAAAAAAUAAUAUCUUUUCCUUCUAUAAUGCUUUAUAUAUUAUAUUUAUUAUUCAUGAAUUUGGCAUGGGAAAUUUAUAAUUAUUUUA
This is a messenger RNA of Gordionus sp. m RMFG-2023, 1772 nucleotides long. RefSeq names its product damage-control phosphatase ARMT1-like. Lineage: Eukaryota; Metazoa; Nematomorpha; Gordioida; Chordodea; Parachordodidae. The record is from RefSeq and is a predicted model, not a curated record. Gene Ontology annotation, molecular function: phosphatase activity. Gene Ontology annotation, biological process: DNA damage response. Gene Ontology annotation, cellular component: nucleus. The coding region runs from base 109 to 1632 and encodes 507 amino acids. The transcript is spliced from 5 exons.